This is a messenger RNA of Cydia pomonella (codling moth), 1301 nucleotides long. RefSeq lists its product as uncharacterized. Lineage: Eukaryota; Metazoa; Arthropoda; Insecta; Lepidoptera; Tortricidae. The record is from RefSeq and is a predicted model, not a curated record. The transcript has a single exon. Bases 247 to 1116 code for a protein of 289 amino acids.
AUUAAUAUGCCAAAUAAUUACACAUACUUUUAUCUUGAAUAUCCAUUGCAGUUUUAAGUAGUUGACUGUUAGAUAUGUAUGCAUGUGUGAGUGCGCGCCGCUGUGUUUGUAACCUGUUCUGUAAUGCAUUAUAAUAAAUCAGUGUUAAACUGGCUCGCUUGUUUGAUGGUCGUGCACCCUCCCGUAGCACCCCCUUGCGCAGAUCCAACACGUGGCGACGUUCGGACUCACGUUUAAAAAAUAAUUAUGGCCACGGGAGCAACGUUUGGCGUUCUUUCGACAUUUGAUCACAUUUCGCAGGACUGGAUCAGCUACAAAUCUCGGCUAAGUCAAUGGUUUAUUGCCAACGAGAUACAUGAGCGGACCGACAAGUCCGCGGUCAAGCGAAGAGCGAUUUUGUUAAGUGCAUUAAGUGAAUCAUCGUUUAAGUUAGCUAGUGACCUGGCAUUGCCCAAUAAAGUGGAGGAAUUGGAGUACGCAAAAAUAAUUAAAAUCCUCGAUGACCACUUUACUCCAAAGCGACUCGGCUUCGCGGAGAAAUCUACCUUUUAUUCGGCAACGCAACGGCCAGGUGAAAGUCACACUCAAUGGGCAGCCAGGAUUAGAGGGUUGGCGGCACAUUGCGGGUUUAAGAAUUUGGAAGAAGCUUUGCUAGAUAAAUUUAUCAUGGGCAUGGCGGCGGGACACGAAAAGGAUAAGCUGUUCGCACAGAAUCAACAGGAGCUGACCUUGGCCAAGGCUAUCGACUUGGCAGAGAGCGUACGGUGCGCGCGCCGCGCCACCGCCGCGCAGGCUCCGGGGGCGAGCGCAGCGGGCAACUCGCAGUGGGAUCCCGACGUCGUGCCGGACAUACCGUCGUCGACGUCUGAAGCCGUCGCGCCCGCGACUACGAGUCCUUGCGCUGCAACGCCUGCUGCUGGCGAGCAGCCACCAUCACAGCCCGAAGAGGGAGAGAGACUGGAUGUAACUGCCAGACCACUAGACCAAGACCCGGCCCAGACCGGAGGUCCGACGACACCAACUGUCGACUACGUCGCUAGGCGACGAUAUGCAUCAGCCCUCAGUUCACCACUCCUCCCCAAGUGCAGGACUCUAAUUAUGAUACCGAGUAAUUAGCUUUAGGUUAAGGUCAUUGUAAUUGUACUAAGGUAUAUUUCUAGCUAUAAGAGGGAGGGAUGUUAGAUAUGUAUGCAUGUGUGAGUGCGCGCCGCUGUGUUUGUAACCUGUUCUGUAAUGCAUUAUAAUAAAUCAGUGUUAAACUGGCUCGCUUGUUUGAUGGUCGUGCACCCUUCCGUAGCACC